GCGCCAACCAUGGUCAGCAACUCAGCAUCCAGCCUCACUCCCAGCCUCCAGCUCGGCUCACGGCCUAUAUAUUCACUCACCCGCACCCACUCUCCACUAACCCUCUUCUGCUCUGCUCUGCUCCUCACAUCUCCAGCUCACACAACUCCGGACCGCCCACACACAGAGUCAGUGAGAGCUGCAAUGGCGAGGUGCGCCUUCUUGUCCCAGCCGAGGCUGGUGCUACUUCUGGCGGUUCUUGCCGAUGUGGUCGCCAUGGCGAUGGCCAGGCCGCUGCUGGGCGCCACCGCGGACGCGCCGACGCCGUUGCCGGCGGAGGGGCCGGACGGUGUGGCGCGGCCUGCCGGCGGGAGGCACGACCGGUCCAUCGCCGGCGCCGAGGUGAUCCUCGCCGGGUUCGCCGCGGCCGUCAUGGCCGUCAUCUUCCUCUACAUCCGGGUCACCAGGAAGAGCAACGACAGGGCAGCAGCCGGAAUGGCGGGGAAGGCUUAGAAGAGGAGCUCAGACGGUACUGUCUCUUUCUGUUUUGGGUUCUUGGGGUUCAGAGAGACUUGUAAAGAAGAUGAGAUGAGAUGGUCGGUAGAGUUUUAGUUAGAGUGAGCGCUCCAUGUGUGUGUGUGUGUGCGCGUGUGUGUGUCUCACCGUGGUAAUUAAACUGGAAAUCUGUAGUUUGUCAGGUACAUGUAUGCGUGGAGAACUUGGGAUUUGAGAAUGAGAUUUAGGGAAAACAACGAAACAUCGGCUGAGCUAGCACGGUUCUUAAAAAUCUCAAAUCGUGUA
Molecule: messenger RNA, 780 nt
Organism: Triticum dicoccoides
Lineage: Eukaryota; Viridiplantae; Streptophyta; Magnoliopsida; Poales; Poaceae
Exons: 1
Coding region: 10-492 (160 amino acids)
Source: RefSeq, a predicted model, not a curated record